AUGAUGGCUGGUAAUUUAACCAAUGACCAACGAAAAUGGAUACUUAAACAAUACUGGAAGACGGAGAAUGCCGAAAAGGUUCGACAGAAAUGGGCUGAAGAAUUUGAUACACCUUCUCCAAGUAGACAAACAAUUUAUAGAAUACGUGAUAAAUUUGAUGAAACUGGGUCCAUCUGUAAUGCUCCAAAAAGUGGUCGACCAGUCAGUAUUACCACCCAGGAAAAUGAAAUAUUAGUAAGUCAGGCAUUUACAGAGAGCCCAAAAAAAUCAAAACAACGAGCUUCUGUUGAAUUGGGCAUUUCUUGUAGAUCUUUGAGUCGUCUUAUGCAACGUUUAGGUUUGAAAACGUAUCGGCCAAGAUUGCUUCAUGGGUUACUAGAGGAUGAUCCAGAUCGUCGUUUACAAUUCUGUGAAGUGGUUCUGAAUGAAGAAAGACAAGGCAAUAGCAUCAUUGAUAAAAUUACGUGGUCCGAUGAAGCUCAUUUCAAACUUUCAGGUGCUGUAAAUCGGCACAACUGUGUCUACUAUUCAAGAGAGAAUCCCCAUGUAAUGAUAGAAGGACAGUUGAAUCAGCCAGGGAUUACAGUUUGGGCAGGUCUUUCCUGUAAAGGGGUACUUGGACCUAUUUUUUUCCAUACAACUGUUACACACGACCUGUAUCUCAACAUGCUAAGGGGCACCGUUUUGCCACAAUUACAGAGACAGCAUGAUAAUGAUGAUUUCUUCUUUCAGCAAGACGAAGCUCUUCCACACUGUGCUGUAACAGUACGUGAAUUUCUUGAUGAACAAUUACCCAACAGGUGGAUAGGUCGACGAGGGCCAGUGGAAUGGCCACCACGAUCACCAGACCUCAGUCCAAUGGACUUCUUCUUUUGGGGUGUUGUCAAAGAUAAAGUCUUUUCACGAAAACCACGUACUGUGGAUGAUAUGAUUCGUUGCAUAAGAGAAGCAUGUCAAGAAAUUGAUGACAAUAAAGAACUCUGUGUCAAAGUGUGCUCAAAUAUAGCAAGUCGGCUACAAGAAUGUGUAAAUAAUGAAGGCCGGCAAUUUGAGAACUUACGAGAUUAUACCUAA
Pipistrellus nathusii (Nathusius's pipistrelle) is the source of this 1074-nucleotide messenger RNA. The record is from the annotation of a GenBank genome assembly. Lineage: Eukaryota; Metazoa; Chordata; Mammalia; Chiroptera; Vespertilionidae.